AUAAUCUAUAAUAUAGGAUAGCUAGAUCAAUCUAGAUUCUAUUAAUUGAGUCUAGAAAAGCAGCUCAGUAGAGCAACUAGAGUCUAGAACUAGAUCUUAGAUUACUUAGAAUCUUAGAUUUUGUUAACAUUUUCUGGAUUAAAUAUGGAACCUAAUUCUGUUCCGAUGUAUACAGGAGCUUACAAUACUGAUCAUAUGUCUCAUUCUCAAAGUUUGGAUGGGAAUAAUGUGACUUAUUUUAACAAUUCAUAUCCUACUCAUUACCAAGGAGCACCUAUGGGUGUCUAUUGGUCUGAGCAGCAGUACUAUCCACCCACUAACCACUACUCUACAAGUAUGCCAUAUUAUGAGACUGACUACCCUCACUCAUCUAAUACAUAUUAUAGCCCUGUAUCUGAAUAUUUAGAUUCAUCUGGUCAAUCUCACAGAGAGAGAAAUCUGCAAGGAAUUAAAUUUCAUAACUUUGCAAGUGAAGUAAAACAUCCGCCAAAGAGACAAAACAAUAAUGUGGCAAGUUAUAAAGGAGCAGAAAAUACAUCGCUUCCAGAUGAUUCUAAACAAAACAGCUUUCCUCAGUCCAAUUAUGGUGUUUCUUUUCCAGGCUACAGAGGGCGUGGGAGACAUUUUUCUGCUAGUAAACGUCCCAAUUAUUGGGGUGGUCAGUCUCAAAAGAGUAAACAUGAUACAGGAUAUCAACAAAGAAAACAGGAGGAAGCUGGUCCUUUGUCUUCCCAUCAGCGCACAAAAGAAACAGAUCAGUAUUUACAUCAUUAUGAAAAAAGUAACACCAAUGUUCAGGCCUCAGCAUUAGGUAAUGGUAGAACUCAACAGUUUGAUGGUGCAUCAAGGGAGAUAACUAGUGAUGUAGAUCUUGUGUCAAGUCAUCAAAGGAGAGCUACUAAUGCUGGUGUGAACCCCAGUGCUUCUAGUUUUGGAAAAGGAACUUCUGAAGAUAGAGGAACUUCUAAAAGAUUUACAGAGAAAACAAAACAGGUCAAAAUGGAAGAAUCACUGUAUAGCUCAAAGAAGAAGUAUAGUUAUGGUCAUAACCAACAUUUCUAUGGAGACAAGCAGGCUAUGAAAUACAGAGGAUCUUUAAACAGAAAGAAUGGAGAAAGUGCCAUUGAAAAUGAUGAAAGCCAAAGAUCCACAUUAACAGAGCAGUUGUCUUCCAGUAAAUAUGAAUGUAUGAUCUGUUGUGAAAACAUUAGAGCAGAUGCUCCAGUCUGGAGUUGUUCUAUGUGUUACCAUGUCUUUCACUUGCAAUGUAUUCAAAAAUGGGCUAGGUCUUCCAUAAACAAAGAGGACCAGAACUGGCGCUGCCCUGGAUGCCAGAACAUAUCUUCAAAAAUUCCUUAUCAAUAUAGAUGUUUCUGUGGCUCCAGAAGAGACCCCAGGUACAGCAGAGGAGAAAUAGCUCAUAGCUGUGGUGAAGUGUGUAACAAGAGUAGACAAGGUGACUGUAAACAUCCAUGCACUAUCUUGUGUCAUCCAGGCCCAUGUCCUCCCUGUUGUGCUACAGUUUGGAUCACUUGUGACUGUGGGAAACUCAAAAAAAAUGUUCGCUGUUCUAAGUCUUCUAAGUUUCAGUGUGAUCAAGAAUGUGGGAAGCAAUUAAACUGUGGUAUUCACAACUGUAGAGCUGUCUGUCACUCUGGGUCAUGUCAACCUUGUCAAGUGGACAAAACUCAAGAAUGUUUGUGUAAAAAAUCAAUCCGAAAAGUUUUGUGUGGCUCAGAAGAAUAUACGAAAUCUGAUUUUCGUUGUAUGCAGAUUUGUGGAAAACUUUUAGACUGUGCUAACCAUACCUGCAAGGAAUUGUGUCACUCUGGGGAAUGCAAGUCUUGUGAACAGCUGCCCCAGAAUCUGCUGACUUGCUGUUGUGGUCAGAGUUCACUGUCAAGUCUUGAAUUAAAACAGAGACUGUCGUGUUUAGACCCUAUACCUACAUGUCCAUUACAGUGUAAUAAACCUCUGCCCUGUGGUUCUAAUUCUGAGCCUCAUUUGUGUGAAAAGAAAUGUCAUCCUGGAGAAUGUGGACCUUGUGAGAAAGUUACUCACAUCAGAUGUCAGUGUGGUAGCACAGAGAAACAAAUGCCUUGUGGAGUAGCAUUUACUUUUAAUGAAACCAACCCAUUGAAAUGUCAGAGAAGGUGUGGCAAAAAGAAAACUUGUGGCAGACAUAAAUGUUCUGACAAUUGUUGUGUGAAAGAGUACCACAUCUGUGAGAUAGUUUGUGGUCAAAAAUUAUCUUGUGGACUUCACAAGUGUGAAGAGUUGUGUCACCGUGGCAACUGUAAACGAUGUCUUCAAGCAAGUUUUGAUGAAUUGACUUGUCAUUGUGGAGCUGAAGUGCUAGAGCCACCUGUUGCUUGUGGAACAAAACCACCAGAAUGUCGCAAGUUAUGUUCUAGACAACAUAAUUGUCAGCAUCCAGUUCGACAUAACUGCCACAGUGAAGAGGUGUGUCCUCCAUGUACAGAAUUGACAGACAAAAUGUGUGCAGGAAGUCAUAUGAUGCGUAAAAAUGUACCAUGUCAUUUGACCAGUAUAAGUUGUGGCUAUCCUUGUCAAAAAUUGUUACCUUGUGGACAGCAUAAAUGUCAAAAACCAUGUCACAAAGAUAGUUGUCUUAAAGAUGGUGUUAAGUGCAGUCAACCAUGUCAAAAAGCUAGACCAUCUUGUGGUCACCCCUGUGAUGCUCCUUGUCACACCAAUGGUUGUCCUGAUGAACCUUGUAAAGCAGAGGUGACCAUAACAUGUCCAUGUGGCAGUAGAACCGCCACAUCUCAGUGUUUGUCUGGAGGUGAUCCACUGGCUAACCUUGCCCAGUUUCAACGGUUGAGUGUUCAGAGCUAUUCAGAAUUAGGAGAUCAAGGAUUAGAACUUUCUCAAUUUCUUCAAGCCAAAAAAUCCAAUAAAAGGCUAGAAUGUGACUCUAAUUGUGCUAUGUUGGAACGCAAUCGACGCCUUGCAUUGGCAUUAGAAAUUAAAAACCCAGACUUACAAGCUAAAUUAGGAAAUCCAGCAUUCACUGAGUUUUUAAAAGAUUAUGCCAAAAAAAAUCUUAAGUUUGCUUCCAAUGUUGAGAAAAAUUUAAACACUUUAGUUCAAUCGGCUAAACAGUCAUUGCAGUCGUCCAGGAGUUUUGCCUUCCAAUCAAUGAACAGAGAUCAAAGAAGAUUUGUUCAUGAGUUGGCCGAGUUCUAUGGCUGUCAGACACAAAGUUAUGAUUCUGAACCCAAUAAAAAUGUUGUGGCAACUGCUCAGAAGGAAAAAUGUUGGCUACCUAAUGUGACAUUGACUCAGUUGGUCAGUAAAGGUCAGACUGUGAAGGCCCCUCCACCCUUGAGCUCUACAGUGUCUCAAGGUGCUAACUACACAGUAUUAGAAAAGAAAAAAGCUGAUGGUUCCCCUAAAGAAGCCUGGAGUGGAACAGCAUCUACAUCAUCAGAUCAGAAAGCAGCUGCUCCCAUUGAUUAUUUUGAUUUCACAGAUUGACUUGUUUUUCCAUGUAUG
Molecule: messenger RNA, 3519 nt
Organism: Biomphalaria glabrata
Lineage: Eukaryota; Metazoa; Mollusca; Gastropoda; Planorbidae
Product: transcriptional repressor NF-X1-like
Exons: 22
Coding region: 145-3501 (1118 amino acids)
Biological process (GO): negative regulation of transcription by RNA polymerase II
Cellular component (GO): nucleus
Molecular function (GO): zinc ion binding; RNA polymerase II transcription regulatory region sequence-specific DNA binding; DNA-binding transcription factor activity, RNA polymerase II-specific
Source: RefSeq, a predicted model, not a curated record